UUCCAAUCGAGACUGAGUUGUUAUCGGUCUGUUCGCGUUAAUCACCGGGUAAUUGACCCCUUUUUAAAGAGUACACUUAUUCAAUGUUUUAGGGUGGUUUUAUUGAACCUUAUCUCUGUGGUCCUUUGGAGGAAAAGCCUAUUUCUGAGGAAAGUAAAAGUUCAAAAUAAAGGAGAAUAUCAAAGGUAUACGGACUUUUUUCUAACUCUAAAGGUAUAGAUAUCCAAGAUGGCGUUAUCUUGUGGAGGAAAAUGUAUGAAGUUAUUUCUGAUUGUUGUCAACACGAUCUUUAUGUUGCUCGGUCUCGGUAUCCUUAUACCAGGGAUUUUGAUGUUGGUUGAUGUUGACGUCAUCAAUGAUAACAUACUCCCCCUGCUGAAGCAGCUGUCAUUCGGUGCACUAAAUGUGGGCGACCUUGCCAAGGGACUGUCCUUGACACUGAUAAUCUUUGGUACAUUCGUCCUCAUUGUGUCAAUGCUUGGCUGUUGUGGUGCCAUGUGUCAACAGAGACUGUGCCUCGUCGUUUAUGCUGCACUAGUGUUGGUGUUCUUCCUGGCUAAACUGGUGGUCGUCAUCUUGUGGUUCGUUAUGAACGACAAGAUCCAAAGUUGGAUGAAAACGGAACUGCUUAGCCAGCUCGAGACGAACUAUAAACAUAACGAUCUGACGUCAGAGGAAAUUUCUACGGCCUGGAACUAUAUGUUUAUGACUCUGUCCUGCUGUGGAGUCAAUGCAGUCACAGGAACGACAAAUGACUUUGAUAACUCGGUGUGGAUCGCUAGUGCCGGAAGUAAAGAAAUCCCAACAUUCUGUUGUUCAGGGGUCACAGCCUCAAAUUACGCCAGCUACUCCAACACUGCGUGCACGGACUCUGUUACAUCAGGUUACUACACCAAGGGAUGUUAUGACGCCACAUAUAGUUUACUGGACACAUACAGCACGGUAUUCAUGGCAACCGGAAUCUGUAUCCUACUUGUGGAGAUUGUUGCAUUCAUUGGAUCCAUUGUCAUCAUAAAGCAAGGAGGGGAGGACGGAAAGAGUUUAUCUGGUGCCGCCAAAAUGGUGUAGCAGAAAAAUGUUGUUCUUAAUUCCGUCCAAAAUUUAUUUAUAUAUACAUUGUUGUUUUGAAUGGUGUUUCUUGUUUACUUAACAACUUCAGAAUGUUUCGUCCACCACUUGACAAAAUUUGAUCCUGGUGCUAAAAGUUUCACCAUUCAAUCCUUACUAUGUUUGUCUCUCUAGUUAGCUAUUACGUUUAAUAUUGUCUUAUAUUUAGCAUAGUACCAAAUGCCAUGUUGUUUAAACAACAUUUUAUCUUUUCACAAUUGCACCAAUAAGUGUAAUAUAAGGUUUUGUGUUAUUAGGGCCUACUUUCCUGAAAUUUAACAUUUUUGAAAACAUAAUAGAGUUGUAACUUUUCUGUUUUAUAUUUAGCUGAACAACAAAUAUCUGAGAUGACUUUGAAACAUCGGCCUACUUGCUAAAUGACGUAUGGUAACUGUUGUUGAUAGUGUAUAUAUAUUAUUAAUUGUUGAUAAAAAUAAAUGUAUAAAUCACA
Messenger RNA from Saccostrea echinata, 1558 nucleotides. Its product is annotated as tetraspanin-9-like. Lineage: Eukaryota; Metazoa; Mollusca; Bivalvia; Ostreida; Ostreidae. The transcript is spliced from 8 exons. Gene Ontology annotation, cellular component: membrane. The record is from RefSeq and is a predicted model, not a curated record. Bases 229 to 1068 code for a protein of 279 amino acids.